Messenger RNA from Sus scrofa (pig), 4063 nucleotides. Lineage: Eukaryota; Metazoa; Chordata; Mammalia; Artiodactyla; Suidae. The record is from RefSeq and is a predicted model, not a curated record.
CGCGAUGGCCCAGCCCUACCCCCCGCCCAGUACCCUCCCCCACCGCAGAACGGCAUCCCUGCUGAGUACGCCCCGCCCCCGCCGCACCCCACGCCGGACUACUCGGGCCAGACCCCUGUCCCCCCGGAGCACGGCAUGACCCUGUACACACCAGCACAGACCCACCCGGAGCCGCCGAGCAGCGAGAGCAGCACGCAGCCCACUGCAGGGGCCCAGACAGUGCCGCAGACAGACGAGGCGGCACAGACCGACAGCCAGCCACUCCACCCCUCCGACCCCACAGAGAAGCAGCAGCCCAAGCGGCUGCAUGUCUCCAACAUCCCCUUCCGGUUCAGGGACCCCGACCUGCGGCAAAUGUUCGGGCAAUUCGGAAAAAUUUUAGACGUGGAGAUCAUUUUUAACGAGCGGGGCUCCAAGGGUUUUGGGUUUGUAACUUUUGAAACUAGCUCAGAUGCUGACCGAGCCCGGGAGAAGCUGAAUGGGACGAUCGUAGAGGGACGGAAAAUUGAGGUCAAUAACGCCACGGCCCGAGUCAUGACCAACAAGAAGACUGCGAACCCCUACACCAACGGCUGGAAGCUAAACCCGGUGGUAGGCGCAGUCUACGGGCCUGAAUUCUAUGCAGUGACGGGGUUCCCCUACCCCACCACCGGGACAGCCGUGGCCUACAGGGGCGCGCACCUACGGGGCCGGGGCCGGGCUGUGUAUAAUACGUUCCGGGCUGCACCGCCCCCACCCCCCAUCCCGACUUACGGAGCGGUCGUGUAUCAGGAUGGCUUUUAUGGUGCUGAGAUUUAUGGAGGCUAUGCUGCCUACAGAUACGCUCAGCCAGCAGCCGCAGCCGCAGCCGCCUACAGUGACAGUUACGGCAGAGUCUAUGCGGCUGCGGACCCGUAUCACCACACCAUUGGCCCCGCAGCGACCUACAGCAUUGGAACCAUGGCUAGCCUCUGCCGAGGAGGGUACAGCCGCUUCACCCCCUACUAGCAAGAGGCCCAGCCCCUAACAGCAUUCACACUGACUGCCUAAUACACACCAAACCCAGCAGUCCAAAACCAGGCACAGCCACCCGGAGGACAGUGCACCCCUCCCGGUCAGCGACACGCGCCGCUGACCUCCGCGACUCUUAAGUCCAUAGGUUUUACCUCCAGCCAGCUGGUCUUCCCCACGAUGGCGUGUGUGUCUUUGGCCCUGGUCACCCCCGUAUGUCUGAAACCUUGGUUCCUAUUUUGACUUUGUUGACGUUGUGCCCCCCCAAGCCAUUUCAGGUACAGUAUGCACAUAGUGGGAGGGGCUAGGCUGGGCAGAAGACCCCUCCCCAGAACUAGCAAUAGCGCCCGAGAGGGCCAUGCCCACUCCCCGCCCCCUGGGCUACAGAGCCACAGAAGACACCGGCCUGGCCCCCCCAGGAAGCCACCCCAGCCAGUCUGGGGUUCAGGGAUCGGUCGAGGGGUGCCUGCCUGUCUGCCCUGAUGGGUGGGUUCCUGGCCAGGACAGUAUCUCCUCCCCACCUUCACCCAGGUAAUCGCAGGCGCAGCCGUCUGCCCUCCUGUCGCCAUCCAGCUACACUAACAUUUCUGAUUAAGUUUCAUUGAUGUUUCCUGCUGAAGUUGCGGGGGGGGAGCCACAUCAGCCUCAGGGGUUCCCUUAGCCUCUGUGGUAAGAAGUGAAAGUGUAGGAGGAAAUCUCGCUGCCCCGGAGCCCGGAAGUGACCCAGCCCUGCGCUGCCCGGGCCUGCAGCCUCUCCCCUCCAGCCACACCCCUGAGGUGGGGUCCCUGCCGGCCCAGCGUCGGGGUCUGUGCUUGCGUACAGCACUGCCCUCCCUUCCCCAAGCCUGGAACUUCUUGUCUGGGUACCUCUCCGAUAAGGGAGCCUGAGCCGGAGGACAGGGGAGGGUGCUGCCGCUCCUCCGGUGCUCCUGGCGGGGCCAUGCUCAGUGUUUACCUCCCAACCCGAGGGGCUGGGGUCUGCGGGCAGAGCUGAGACCUGAGGGAGCAUCUGGAGAAGCCACCAGACGGGCCAGGGCCCCGCCACAUGCGGGCCCAGCACCUCCAAUACAGGAAAAAGUGGCACAGCCGAGGGCCCUGGUCUCCUUCAUGUCGGAGCUGGGCUUCCAGGGGCGGACGGCCCACUAGAGGGUGUGGGUCCCUGCCAGCCAGGGCGUGAUCCUCCCCCCUCCACGGGCACAUCCAUUCCAGCUGAUGGUGUGGGCAGGUCCCGCCUGGGGUUCCCCUCACGGGUCACUUCCACUGCCCAGAGCACCUCUCAGCUGCCUCAUUCCACGUCCCCCACCUGCCACGCCCUGAUCUCAGCCCUGGUCUGCCUGGAGCCCCCGGCCCUGCCCAGUUCUCAGCAGAGCCUGCCAGCGGCGUCUGCCCGCCCGGGCUCCCUGUCGCUCUUCCCUUCCCGCAGCGCCCUUCUCCGCCCUUGACCAUGGCCUCUCUCUGCCCUGGAGGCCGAAGGUCUGCAUUAAAUUCACUUACUCAAGACAAGGAGGGCCCUGAAGCUGGGAGUGGGGCUGGUAUGGGGGCCCGUGCCCACCCACCCGGAACCCUGGGGUCCCAGGUCCUGGCGCCCCCACAGCACCCCUGGCGGUUGCUUCUGUGAACUGCAAGUCCUGCCUUUCUGUUUCUGUUGUAGUGAAAGCUUCCGCUGUUUCCUUCUUGGACCGUGAAGGGCAAAAACAAAAAAAAACACAAAAAAAUCACAAAACAAAAAACAAAACAAAAAAAAAAGAUGUUCAGAUCCAAGCAACAAAACCAACCAAACCGAGAAGCAUCCACCACGUCCGAGUCCGCGAGCCCUCGAGCCUUUGCACCUCAGCGAGGGAGCAGGUCCGCGGCCCCGCCGCCAGCGCCGGCAGGAGGGAGGUGGGAGGGGAGCCUCCGUUUUCUACCAAGUCUGCCUUCGGGCCCGCUCCGCGCAGUGUGGGCUCAGUGGCCAGCGGCCGCAGGUCUGAGCAGGAAGAGCGGCCAGCGGGACUUGGCCUUGGUUGCCGACUGUGCCAGAGGAGGGGCGGCCGGGCUGGGCGGGCGGGGAGGGGGCAGCUUUCCAUCCCAGGGCUUCAGCUGUGCCCAGUCACCCCGUGUCUCCCACGCUGUGCCCCAGCUACCCCUCUGGCCCCGCGCCAGCACCCGAGUCCUGCAAACCUCGGGAGGCGUGUGCAGCCCCCGGAGACUGUCCGACCAGCAGCCCCGGGGUCCGCCCCCAACACCAAGGGCUGAGGUGUUUCCAGAACUAUGGGGCACCCAGGCCCCCUCCCUCCACGUGAGGGGGCUCCCGGUGCCAGGCCAGGGUCCCCUCCCUGCACCUAAGCGCGUGGGAGGACUUGCUCUGACCCGUCGUUCCUGGUUCCCCGUCUGGAGGAGGCCCCGGGCCUGGUCCGGGGGAGGGAAGGCCCGCCUCGCAAGCCAAGGCCUCAUCAUUGGGUCGAUACCUCGGGCCCCUGCCCUGCAGUGCCUGGUCCCGCGGGGAGCAGAGGGACAGGCCAGGCCGGCGCCUGGCUGCGCGGUGAGGUUGGGGUCACGGUGCUAUGGGUCUGGACGGCAGGAGCAGAGAGGGCGAGGCGUGGGGGGAGGCCGGGGCCGUCCACAGCCCCCUCCCCUGCCCUCGGGUCAGGUCCGGGGUGGGAGGGGCAGCAGACCAGGCAGCAGGGAGGAGCCCCUGGCCAGGCAGGGGAAGCAGCAAAAAAAAUAACAAAAGACUAGGCUCCGACAUGGCUCCACUGUCUCAUGAAACUUAAAAAGUAGGAAACUACACCUCACUUUCUAUUCAGCAUCAGCUCCUGAAGCUCCUGAGAUGAGGCUCCUUUUGUACUCCCGCUGUACAUAGCCCCGCCCGCCUCGGCUCCUCCUCUGUACAGGCCCCGCCCCUGCCGUCCGGCCCCUCCUCCCGCAGCCGCUCUGCCCGGGCCCUGCGCCCUCUGCCCCCCGACCCCCAGGACUGCAGCCAGGCCCCAGGCUUCCUUUCUUACCAUUCUGUAUGCUUCCAAGGUGUGACCAUUCAAAUCAACAGUAUUAUUAUUAUUAAGAUUAUUAAUAAAGAUUUCUUUCUUCAAACCAG